Molecule: messenger RNA, 3762 nt
Organism: Pecten maximus
Lineage: Eukaryota; Metazoa; Mollusca; Bivalvia; Pectinida; Pectinidae
Product: sideroflexin-5-like
Exons: 12
Coding region: 46-1023 (325 amino acids)
Biological process (GO): mitochondrial transmembrane transport; monoatomic ion transport
Cellular component (GO): mitochondrial inner membrane
Molecular function (GO): monoatomic ion transmembrane transporter activity
Source: RefSeq, a predicted model, not a curated record
UUCAUUUUGACCUCCUACGUGGUUUGAGACCAGAUACGAUACGAAAUGGACUCGAAAUCUAAAUUCCCCCCAUUCGAAUUGCAGAAGUCUCGAUUCGACCAGGACACAUUUUAUGGAAGGUUACGCCACUUUCUUGAUGUCAUUGACCCAUCCACCCUUUUUACCUCUGAAUCAAAACUGAAUGAAUGUAAACAAUUGCUGGAUGACUAUAAAAACAAGCAGACACCACCUGGUACAACAGAUGAGCAGUUAUGGCGAGCCCAGAAGGUCAAGCAGGCAAUUAUUCACCCUGACACUGGUGAAAAAAUCUUGACGCCAUUUAGAAUGUCAGGGUAUGUGCCCUUUGGAAGUCCAAUUGUAGUGGGUCUGUUGCUGCCUAACCCCAGUGUGAAGGGCGUGAUCCUCUGGCAGUGGCUCAAUCAGAGUCACAACGCUUGUGUUAACUACGCCAAUAGAAACGCUACCAAGCCAACCCCUACCAGUAGGUUCAUGGCUGGGUAUGUCGGUGCUGUUACAAGUGCUGUGUCUAUAGCUGUGGCUUUGAAUAAGUUUAUCCAGAAAGCUGAUAAAUUCAGUCCUGCAACAAAAACAUUGAUUACCAGAUUUGUUCCAUUUCCAGCUGUUGCCGCAGCAAAUGUGUGUAAUGUUUUACUGAUGAGGAACAAUGAACUGGCUGAGGGAAUCGAAGUUGUGGAUAGUAACCAGAAUGUGGUCGGAACAUCAAAAAUAGCUGCUAAACGGGCUCUACAAGAGACGGCAAUCACAAGGAUGUUCCUGCCCGCCCCGGUACUGAUGCUGCCCCCUCUGGUCAUGUCACUAAUAGAGAGGACGCGGUUUCUGAAGAGAAAUCCUAAGUACCACCUGGCAGUAAAUGCGGUAGUAUGUACUGCUGUGUUCGGGUGUGCUUUACCAGUCGCCAUUGCCUUGUUCCCUCAGUAUUCACGGAUAUCUGUGAAAGACUUGGAACCCGAAUUGCAGACCAAGACGACUGAAUCGGUGUUGUCGUACAACAAAGGCCUAUAGUAAAUCAAUUACUGAUUACUGUCCACUUCCAAUGUGCCAUACAUACGUCGUACAGUAUACAAUGGUCUCUGAAUCUAUUGUUUGAUUUGUAGGUCAAAUUGUUUAAUGACAUGUUGUCAUGGUAUUUUUAAGAAAUGAUGAUACACCUUAAUUAUAGAUUUUAAUAAACUGAUACACCUUAAUAUUCUGCAAACUGACCUCAGAUUAUAUUUAAUUCCUUUGUGUUUAAUGGGCGUCCAUAUCGUCAUACGGGCUUUGGACAUUUUCAAGAUGAUUAUUAUCAUUAUUUUUCCCAUUUCGCCGAUCAUAUGCUUUUAAAAUAUGUGUUAUUUCCUUUCCUGAGUUUGAGUGUUCUUAAUUUCAAAGGUAAUAUCUUUUUGAUUUGUUCGUGUGUUCUUAAUUUCAAAGGUAAUAUCUUUUUGAUUUGUUCGUGUAUGGACAUUGUUUUCAUUAUGAUUUUUUUAUAAAGUAAAUUCAGCUUAAGCUGUUCACAAUAUCAUCUAACUAGAAUAUGUGAUUAUUGUAUAUGGAAUACAAUAGUAAUGUGUGAUUUUUAAUUCUUUUUUAUAGAUUUGUAUUUGUGGUGCUAGUUUUGUACUGUUAACUGUGUUUUGUUAUUGAAUCCAUUCAAACAUUUUAUUGAACAUCAAUCAAAAGGCGGAAGUGUAUACAAGAUUGGUGUAAGAAGCCCUUUCCAUGUUCGUGAAUCAUUUCGUAUCCAGGGAGCGUUUCAUCCGAAACGAAAAUUAUCAUUGUUGCUUUUUAUUCGCAGGAUUUUUAAUGUUGUGUUUAAAACAAAUGAUGUCUUCGAUGUUAUUUUCAAUAAUUAACCGAAUGAAAGACGAAUGAUAAAACACUAAAGAGACAGUAGGACACAGCCAAAAUACCUGACUUUAAUUUGUUCUUAUAUACAAGCAGUGCAAUUCUAUCCAAAUACAGACGGAUCGAGAAUCAAAUGCAUAAAUGUUAAACAUUUUGUGGUAUCUAGUCAUGUAUGAAGUUUGUCAUAAACCAGUAAUGUUCCCGUUUUAAGUAUAUAUUAAGUAAAUUUCAAAAGGUCACUUGCUCCUAUAGGGGGUUGUUUUAUAAAUCCUCAGUCAUUCAUAAACAUUCUUAGGGUGCUGUCAAGGCCUGUUUUAUUUUGAUAAACAGGCACUAUUUCCCAAAACCCUUGUUUUUUUUUUUUUUUUUUUUUUUUAUAAAAGUCAAUUUUCAGAAUUUUAUGGUGCUAUGUUGAUGUCAUACAAUAUUAUUUCCGGAAAUUUUACCACGCCAUCUUUAUGUUUUACAUAUGAUUUCCGGAAGUUUUACUGUGGUUACAAUGUUAAAAUUCUGUGUUUUUGUCUAUGUAUUACAUCAUAGAGUCCCGUAAGUUUACUGUUCUUCUUUAUCUGAAACCAAAAAGUCUCUAAAGUUUUACGGUCGUCUUAUUCGUUUUACAUAUUCAUUUCUGUUAUACAUGUAACUUACGGAAGUGUGAUUAUAUUUAUGUGUGUUGAAAUAGAUAGUGAUAGUUUUAUCAGGCAGGAACCUAGUAGAAUAUUAUUUUCUAUUGAAUUCAAUUUGACCAGGAUGUGUAAAUUAGUAACUUUGAAAGGUUAUCUGAAGAAAUGCAGCGUGCCAUAUGGAUUUAUAUAUAGUUUAAAUAAGAGAAACACUUUGUGUAUCUUGUAUAAUUAGAUGUAAAUAUAAAAAAGAAAUAUCAACUAAAAUUCCAAGACUUGAACAAUUUUAUCGAGUAUGUUAUGGAAUUUCAGUUGUCAUGUUCAUAUUUCUUUUUUAUGUUUACAUAUACACGUACAUAUACGUAAUUUCUGAAUAACGUUAUGUAGAUUUUGUCUUGGAUAUGAUGGGAAACAGUGAACCUCAGUGAAAUCUUCAGUAUUUCACUACUAGUAUUUACAUCUUUGAAAUAUAGCAUGAAAGAUGUAGAGAAAAAAUAUAUGAACAGGUAUAUAAUGUGUAGCACUCGAUGUAUGGAUGUAUGCUAUGUGUUAUCCCCUCGCGAUGAAUUUGAGGAGGGGGAUGCAUUGUUCCGUUCAUUCUUACGUGAAUAUGUUCAGUUCUUGUCAUAACACUAGCGACUUCAUUUAUUAUCAGACUCCACCAAUUGGUACAGUAUAAGAGGAUACCUUCAACGAGUUCAUGUUUCAUGGUGUCAAGGACUAGAUCAUAGCUAUUGUGUGUGGAAAAUCUUUGUCAUUGCUCGUGCAAAUUGAUUAGUCAUUUUAAACGGAUUUUGAUAAAAGAUUGCAUAUUGGCCAAGUAUGUGAAUACUUCGUGUUGGCUAAAGGGACCCACCAACCAAUUAAAAGAGACUUUUGAAAUUGCCCCUGUGAUUUGAAUUUGACUUUUGUAUACAAGAUUGAUCCAGGGAUAAAAUGUUUGGCAGCCACAUAGAUAAUGUUUAUAAUUUAUUGAGUUAUUGUUUAUAAUUAUCAGUCACAAUAAUCAAUAGUUUGAAAUUUUUUUAGAUUUUUUACCGCAGAAUUCACACAAUUUGAAAAUGGCUACUGUAGGAAAACUUUGAGCGGAAGGAUCCCACCAUUUGUAUCAAGUGUUGUAUCAGACCCUAAACUUUUGUUUUCAAUCAUAAUAGCCAAAGUGAGUUUUAAUGAUAUACUCUGGAACAUCAACACUGAAAUGGGAAACAAUUGGUUGGUUGGUCCCCACUUAAAUGACUGGGUAUCAUUUAAUUAUGUUGAAACGUUAGUUGUUGUUGCUGUUGUUGUUGCUGUU